AGAGAGAGAGAGAGAGAGAGACUAACUAACAGAAUUAUCUGAGCAAGGUGUUUCUCUCCCUUUUACCAGUUAGAAGUUACUGAAUAAUUCAUGACAGCAGGGAAAGGCUGUCUUCUCCCUGGGUGAUGGAUAACGGAGCAGGAGAGUGCUUGCAGUGGGUUUGCCACAUCAGCCAGCACUCUUGCUUCUGAGCACAGGGUGCGCUCCUCUCCAGCUCAGCUUUUCUUGCAGCCAGGCAUCCUCGAGGUUGCUGCCUGCCCACCCGCCUGGGCUUGUAGCCUCACCACUUCACUUUCUCCAAUUCUGAUGCCAGCUGAGGAGACUCCCCACAGCUGCUGGCUCCUGCCUGGGACCAUGUGUGUGGAUGCUGCUUGGGAGAAGCAAGGCGCUUGCUCCUGGCAUGGAUCCCAGCUCAGUUUCUCCUGUUGACUUCUGGACCACAGAUGCUGCUGCUGAGGAGGGAUUUCCUGGCAUCUCUCCUGCUAUCAUCAGCUAAGGACUGGCCCCAAAUCAAGCAGGCAAGUGUCAGGAUGGCCCGCGCUGCAAGAAGCCAACGCUAGGGUGCGAGGUGUGAAGAGUUGUCCAGAAUGACCAACUCCUCCUCCACUUCCACCUCCUCCACCACCGGGGGAUCGCUGUUACUGCUCUGCGAGGAAGAAGAGUCCUGGGCCGGUCGGCGGAUUCCGGUGUCUCUCCUGUAUUCGGGGCUGGCCAUAGGGGGCACGUUGGCCAACGGCAUGGUCAUCUAUCUCGUAUCGUCCUUCCGAAAGCUGCAGACCACCAGCAACGCCUUCAUCGUGAACGGCUGCGCCGCGGAUCUCAGCGUCUGCGCCCUCUGGAUGCCACAGGAGGCGGUGCUGGGGCUCCUGCCCGCCGGCUCCGCGGAACCACAGCGACGUCUCAGCGGCCUGUCGGUGCUGCUGCUUUGCUGCGUCUUCUUGCUGGCCACGCAGCCGCUGGUGUGGGUGAGCCUGGCCAGCGGCUUCUCGCUGCCGGUGCCCUGGGGCGUGCAGGCGGCCAGCUGGCUCCUGUGCUGCGCCCUGUCGGCGCUCAACCCUCUGCUCUACACGUGGAGGAACGAGGAGUUCCGCAGAUCCGUGCGAUCGGUCCUGCCUGGCGUCGGGGAUGCGGCUGCAGCCGCCGCGGCCGCCACCGCGGUGCCAGCCAUGUCCCAGGCGCAGCUGGGCACCCGGGCGGCUGGCCAGCACUGGUAACUCACCUGGCCCUGGGGAGCUUCCUAUGCCAUCUGCUGCAUCACCUCCUCUCUUUGUAAGCUACCCCCAGCCCCAGAGAAGAUCCCCGUGGGGAAGAGUUUGCCUUCCUUUCCCAGUGCAAUACCUGAACCGAGGUCUUUCCCUAAAUGGAGUCCCAAAGUAAUCGUGCACCACCACCAGAUUUUUCUCCUUUGUUCCCGUGUUUUAGAGGCACCCUUACGUCCAGGCACCCAGACUGCAAGGAUUUGUAAACUGACGUUUUAAAAGAACCAGUUAAUUUAUUUCAAGUUUGCUUUGAAACAUAGCUUUCAAAACAUACAACUCUUCCAACCUCCAUCGUCUUAUAUAUGGAGCGCCUUGAGUGUAUGAGUGUGUGCAUGAGUCAAAGGGAAUACUAUGGAGGAAGAAACUGUGUGUGUAGACAGCAUUUUAAUCAUGCUUCCUUCUGUUACAGUUUUUAGUCUUUGUAUAUUGGCCUGAAAGAGUGAAACCACAGGUGUGUACCCCGGUGUGUAUUGUCAUUGAGACUUCAAGCCCUUUUUUCUUUAAAGGGUCAUUAUUGAGUCAUUUAUGAAGCGAGAUAGACUCUCAGUCAGUGAGGAAACAAACCAAAUUUAUUGUUUUACACCCCUCUCUACUCAUCUCUAAGGUGGAAAGCUAGCGUUGGGUGUUACAUGUAAAAAUUUCAAGCUUGCUAGUGGAUGGUCUGAAACCAGAAAUGGAAUUUUGGAAACAAAAAAGGGGGGGGGCUAUCUAUUUUAGGUAGUAGCUUCACAUUUUCUAAAGCAUGCACACUUCCUGCUACCCACAUUUGUAAUCAAUUUAUUCGCCUCUGAGUGUGACCGCAGCUUUGAACAUUCUGUACUAUAAUGGUUGCUAAGGAGAAUGAAUCCUGCCUUCUCUUUAAAGAUGUCUCAAUGCACACGAUAUACUUAAACACUAAUGCCAUAAUUGCAUAGCUGAUGUUAGCUGCCAUUGCAUGCUCCUAGAUGCUAGAACAUAUUGGGCAUGUGGUACCCAAAGCAAUACCCACGAGACAAGGACAUUUUACUUCUUCCAGACGCCAGAAGGGAUGGCCUUUCACCAUUUGGAAAGAGACACAGAUACACCUGUGGCUGCCUAGAGUUCUGGUCUUGACCUGGUUUGUGAGACAACUGCCAUUUGGAACUUCGGUUCCUAAAUGAAACUGAUGGUCAAGAUGAUACACGAAUACAGAUUGACUCUCCAAAGCCACUUGUGCUUUUAAGGGGUUAGGCAAGUCACCCGCUAGGAAGUAUCACUGUUUUAUGUUAUUCAUAUAUAUUGCCAUGCCAUUUAUUAUCAGUAUCAUGUCUGUUGAAGAUGGAAUAGUACACUCAGUGGUAUGUCAAAGGCACGUUCCAAAUGGGACUCUACUCUCCAAUGUCUCAGUUGAGGUUUCCCAUCUUCAUCUUUGUUUUCAGAUACAUUUUCAAUGUGCAAAACCAUGUGACAUCAUCUCAUGAAAUUAAACAGGGAAGACAGUAAUAAGAGGCACAGAGCAGUCUGUUAGCCACAUCGAGUCUGGGGCCAAACAGCCUCAACAAACUUCAUAAUUCAGAAGCAAAGACAGCUUGCCUUGCUGCACUCUUGGACUAAGAACGGUAGGAACACUUGUACAUUUGAAUAAUUAUGGGAGACACAGAGAAUGGACAUUUUUGGAGGAAAACAAAAUAAAAUAAAUGUUUGUCCCUAACAAUA
Molecule: messenger RNA, 2933 nt
Organism: Myodes glareolus (Bank vole)
Lineage: Eukaryota; Metazoa; Chordata; Mammalia; Rodentia; Cricetidae
Source: RefSeq, a predicted model, not a curated record